This is a messenger RNA of Cryptomeria japonica (Japanese cedar), 3579 nucleotides long. Its product is annotated as pentatricopeptide repeat-containing protein At2g35030, mitochondrial. Gene Ontology annotation, biological process: RNA modification. Gene Ontology annotation, molecular function: protein binding; RNA binding. The coding region runs from base 204 to 2570 and encodes 788 amino acids. The record is from RefSeq and is a predicted model, not a curated record. NCBI's taxonomy places the organism in Eukaryota, Viridiplantae, Streptophyta, Pinopsida, Cupressales, Cupressaceae. The transcript has a single exon.
AUUUAAACCCGCGAUCUUAAUGAGAGUACACAGACCUUAAGAAUGUUUGUUGUGUUCUGAUCAUGGUUGUUGCUAUUAUAGUGCUACUUCAUAAAACAAUACUGCUAUGUAACAAUGGCGUUCUUAGUACAGUUGCUUGAUGUUGGAUAACAACAUUGAAAGUUCAAUAUGUUGACUAUAUAUGCUUAAUUGUGACCACGGCAAUGCCAACAUCACCUUGGAUUCACAACAGGACGAAGAUAAUCACACCUUUGUACCUUCACAGUGUCAAGGGUGCUGCAAAUAUUCGCAGUAAACUUCUUUAUCGCAAUUACCGCUAUGAUAGCACUAACAACUUCAGCUUAGAUUCUUAUUCCAUUAAUACUCAGGUUGAAACUCGUAGUAGGAAUAGAAACUUCAAGGAAACCUUCAGUCUUUUGAACACUAUGGAACACCCAGAUUUUAGUUCGUAUGCUUCUCUGCUGAAGGCCUGUAUUAAGUACAAAUCCCUGCCAGAAGGAAAACUAGUGCAUGCCCACAUUGUUCAAGCUGGAUUCGCCUGUAAAUAUAUGUAUUUAGAUAACACACUUUUGAACAUGUAUGUCAAGUGUGGCAGAUUGAUUGAUGCUCGCAAUUUGUUUGACGAAAUGCCUGAACGAAAUGUUGUCUCAUGGUCUCUUCUGAUUGCAGCUUACCCGAAGUAUGGGUUUUAUAAGCAAGCCUUGACACUCUUUCAACAAAUGAAAAGAUCUUGUGUUGAACUGGAUAAUUUCGUAUUUGUGGGGAUUCUUCCAGCAAUUGCAGGUUUGGGAGAUCUUGAACAUGGCAGGGAGGUGCAGGGAGAUAUAAUUAGAAGUGGGUUUCAAUCGGAUUUUUUUGUGAAUAGUGCCCUAGUUGACAUGUAUGCCAAAUGUGGAAGCAUAGAGAAUGCACGCCAAGUGUUUGAUAAAAUGCCUAUGAGAAAUGUGAUAUCGUUUAACGCAAUGAUUUCAGGAUAUGCACGGAAUGGGUACGUUGUUGAAGCUGUAAAACUGUUUGAGAGCAUGUCUGAAAGAGAUGUGGUAUCAUGGACUUCAAUGAUUGUAGGGUAUGCGCAGAAUGGAAUUGUUGAUGAAGCCCUCGAACUCUUUUGGAAAAUGCCUGAAAGAAAUGUUGUCUCGUGGAAUGCAAUGAUUGGGUUGCUUGUCCAGAAUGGACAUUUUGAAGAGGCUGUGAACAUCUUUGAGAAAAUGCCUGUUCGCAAUGUGGUUUCAUGGAAUACAAUGAUUUCGGGUUUUGUACAGAAUGGGCACUUUGAGGAAGCCCUGAAGCUAUUUCGCAUUAUGCCUGAACGGAAUGUAGUCUCGUGGACUGCUUUGAUUUUUGCUUAUGCACAGAAUGGUGAUGCCAAAAAGGCCUUUAAUAUUUUUCAGAAAAUGCCUGAACGGAAUGUUGUCUCAUGGAAUGCGAUGAUAGCUGGAUUUACACAGAAUGGGUUUCUUGAUGAGGCUCUGAAGCUCUUUCAGAAAAUGCCAGAACCGAAUGUGGUGACUUGGAAUGAGAUGAUAACUGGAUUUGCACUAAAUGGGUGUUUUGAUGAAGCCCUGGAACUCUUCCGAAGAAUGCCAGAAAGAAAUGUGGUUUCAUGGACUGCUUUGAUUGCAGGCUACGUACGGAAUGGACAUAUUGAUAAAGCCUUAGCGAUCUUUCACAAAAUGCCUGAAAGAAAUGUAGUCUCGUGGAAUACAAUGAUUUCAGGACUUGCACAGAAUGGAUAUUGUUUUGAAACCUUCGAGCUCUUUCAAAAUAUGCAAUUAAAAGAUGUAAAGCCAGAUUCUAACACCUAUGCCAGCAUUCUAUCUGCUUGUGCGAAUUUGGCAGCUCUAUCACAAGGAAAGUUAAUUCAUCAAGACAUGAUUAGAAAUGGAUUUUGGAGGGAUGUUUUUAUGGAGACUGCAUUGCUGACUAUGUAUGCUAAAUGUGGAAGCAUUCAGGAUGCACACAAAGUAUUCGAUAGAAUGUAUGUAAAGAAUGUGGCUUCCUGGAAUGCAAUAAUUGUUGGAUGCGCCAUCCAUGGGUGUGGUAAAGAGGCCCUUCAUAUUUUUGAAAAAAUGCGACAGUCUGGAACAAACCCAGACAAUGUUACUUUUGUUGGAGUUCUGUCUGCUUGCUGCCAUGCAGGCCUAGUAAAUGAUGGCAGACUGUACUUUGAUUGCAUGUCCCAGCACUACCAAAUCACCCCUACAGUAGAUCACUAUUGCUGCAUGGUUGACCUGCUUGGUCGUGCUGGUCACCUAGUUGAAGCACAAAAAUUUAUUAAAAGAAUGCCAAUAAAACCAAAUUCUGCUGUGUGGGCGUCUCUGCUUGGUUCAUGUAGAACUCAUGCAAAUGUAGAGGUAGGAAAACAUGCUGCAGAACACUUGUUUCGGUUGGAUUCAAACAAUUCUGCACAUUAUCUCCUUCUCUUAAACAUCUAUGCAGCAGCCAAUAGGUGGGAUGACGUUAAGAAUGUUAGAAAAAUUAUGGAAGAAAGAAAUGUCAAAAAAGAACCAGCAUGCAGCUGGAUUGAGGUCAAUGGAAAAGUGAACGCUUUUCUUGUAGGAGGCAAAUGAUGGCUACAUAUUAUAAGUGAGACUGAUUCAAGCAUGUAAAGGAAACAUGGCCAUAGUGUGAUGUAAGAUUUGUGCUCAUGGCGAGGGGGUGAAAUGAAUAUUGUGUCAUUUGGAAGGAAACAGUAAAUCAAGUUUACAGUUAUAAACACAUCACUUAAACAACUUCUAGAUCAUCAAAGAGCAUUCCAGAAUGUGAUGAUUUCUUGUGUGACACUGACUUCCUUGCCAAAAGUUUUGUAGAAGUAAUUCCUGUGAGGAAUGAACAGUUGAAUUUACUCAGCUGAAGGAGAUAUGGUGGUUAUAUGGGAAUUUAAUGGCUCUAAAUAAAAUAGGAUAUGAACUACUGAACAAUCUUGUUCUUAAAACACGGCCAGGAUCCUAAAAUGUGGCCAAUAUUCAAUGCUAAAAAACUGAAUCUGGCAGGCAGAAGAAGCAGGGCGUAGACCUGAAAUAUGAUUUUGUUGCAUGGUGAGGAAUUGAAAUGAAUAUUCUGUGCCUCUUGGAGGGGAAAUGGCAACUGAGUUUGUAACCAUGAACACGUCCCUCAAGGUUUGUGGCAAUCUCCAGUGAGUCGUCAACUUCAUCACCAGCAGCAUUGUACAAGAGAUUUUUUUGAGAACUGCCCUGUUACAGUUAAUUUAUUCGAAGGACGUGGUGCUCGUGCAAUUUUUUUUGAUGAUGCUAAAUUAAACCAAGCGUUAAACAAGUGGUUUAACACGUCUAUGAUCAAAAUAGCCUUUUGUUGAGAUCCGGCGUCUUAGAUAGACAUGCCAUAGGAAUGAAAUUCAAAACAAUCAAAGAGGGCACAUGUUUUGAUAGUAUUUUGGAUGAAAGCAUCCUGUUAUCAAAACAAAAUAAAGCUGAGCUAAAGAAAUUCAAAUCAUUAGUUUCCGGCGAUCAUUCAGUCACCUAAGUGUAAUUUUUGUCUCAUAAGUGUCUCUUAAAUAUUUGUGUAAAUAAAUCUAGCAUUUAAAAUCAACAGGAAGAAUCACUUAAUUUUUCCAUGCAA